Mobula hypostoma (lesser devil ray) is the source of this 14454-nucleotide messenger RNA. RefSeq names its product integrin alpha-6-like. Gene Ontology annotation, cellular component: integrin complex; external side of plasma membrane. The coding region runs from base 157 to 3435 and encodes 1092 amino acids. The transcript has 25 exons. NCBI's taxonomy places the organism in Eukaryota, Metazoa, Chordata, Chondrichthyes, Myliobatiformes, Myliobatidae. The record is from RefSeq and is a predicted model, not a curated record. Gene Ontology annotation, biological process: cell adhesion mediated by integrin; cell-cell adhesion; integrin-mediated signaling pathway. Gene Ontology annotation, molecular function: integrin binding.
GUAUGUGAGGGCGGGAGGAAGGGUUUCACUAACACUACCAGCAGUGGCUGCGGUGCAUUCCGUCUCCUGUAAACACGAGGUCGCACACACUGAGCCAGUCAGUACCUCUCUGUCAAGCUGGGAAACAGCUUCUCCUGCACCAGAGACAUUACAGUAAUGACACCUCUCCUGCGCGUGUGUUGGCUGCUCUUGGCAGCCCGCGGCUCGGCGUUUAAUCUGGAAACGACUAACACGAUCGCAAAGGAAGGCGAGAGAGGGAGUUUGUUUGGGUUUUCCGUAGCUUUACACAAACAAAACGGCCCGGAUGCUCAGAGUUGGAUCUUGAUUGGAGCACCUCUGGCUCGUGCUCAAUCGCACCAACAUGCAAAUCGCACUGGAGGACUCUUUGCCUGCCCGAUAACAGAAGACGAUAGGUGUGAUCAAGUCAGCAUUGAUAAUAACGUUGACCUGGAGAGAGAGAGCAAAGAAAACCAGUGGUUGGGGGUGACUGUCAAAAGCCAAGGAAUUGGAGGGAAGGUUGUGACAUGUGCCCAUCGCUAUGAGGUGAGGCAGCGCGUGAAUCAGCCGGAAGAAACCCGGGACAUGAUUGGCCGUUGCUACGUCCUGAACCAGGACUUAACGAUCAAAGACGAGUUGGAGGGCGGGGACUGGAAAUUCUGCGAAGGCCGCACGCAGGGUCACCACCGAUUCGGCUACUGCCAGCAGGGCAUCGCAGCCGGCUUCACUCCUGACAACCACUACAUUUUUUUCGGUGCCCCAGGCACGUACAACUGGAAAGGUAAUGUUCGGGCAGAACAGCUCAGUCAUACUUUGGUCUACUUGGGCAUCUAUGACGACGGACCAUACGAAGUGGGUGAUGAAAGAAAGCAGCAAUCUGAGCUGGUCCCUGUACCUGCCCAUAGCUACUUAGGGUUCUCUGUCGACUCAGGUAAAAGUCUCAUUCGACAGAACAUGUUGAGUGUUGUCUCUGGAGCCCCAAGAGCCAACCACAGAGGGGCAGUGGUGAUCCUGAGGAAAGAAAGUGUCAACAGGCUAGCACCUGAACACAUCCUGUGGGGAGAGGAACUCGGGUCAUCGUACGGCUAUUCCGUUGCCACGGUGGACCUCAACAGUGACGGGUGGAUGGACCUUGUAGUUGGUGCUCCAUACUUUUUUGACCGAAAGGAAGAAAUUGGUGGUGCUGCCUACGUCUACAUCAACCAGGCCGGCAGGUUGAAUCGAGUAAACUGUGUCCGUCUGAAUGGGACCAAGGACUCCUUGUUUGGACUGGCUGUGGCUAACAUUGGGGACAUAAAUCAGGAUGGGUAUGAAGACAUUGCUGUUGGGGCCCCAUAUGAUGGACAGGGCAAGGUCUACAUCUACCAUGGAAACAAGUUUGGACUGAAUACGAUUCCUGCUCAGAUAAUUGAAGGAGAAACGGUGGGAGUGACAAAGUUUGGGUACUCCAUAGAUGGAGGAAUAGAUAUCGAUGAUAAUUUUUACCCAGAUAUGGUGGUCGGAUCACUUUCUGACACUGCAGUUCUGUUCAGAGCAUGUCCUGUCAUUGAUGUGACAACACGGGUCUCCGUUAAUCCCCAGCAGAUUGACCUGGAGUUAAAGAACUGCAGGAGUUUCUCAGGGAUCUGUAUUGAUGUCAAGGCCUGCUUCAAUUAUACAUCGAAGCCUGAAUCCUACAACCCCAGGAUUGUUCUCGGGUUCACGAUUGAGGCUGAUGCACUGGAGGUUGAUGGGCAGAGGAGGAGGCCUCCCCGCGUGUUCUUCCUGAAAGAGAAGCUCGUUGAUCCAGAAAACCAAUACACUGGCGAGGUGGUCCUGAGAAGCCAGAAGGAGGAUAAUUGUAUUGAUGUCACAAUGAAACUGCAGGAGAACAUCAGAGAUAAACUGCGGCCCAUUCCCGUGACGUUGACUUAUGUGAUCAAGGAAGCCAAGCGCAAGAAGAAGCAAGCUGAGAGACAGCUGACUAGUUUGAUGCCUGUCUUGAAUGCUGAUAUUUCAAACACAGUAAAGGAGGAGGUGAAUUUCCUGAGGGAAGGCUGUGGGCCCGAUAAGAUUUGUCAGAGUAAUUUACAGUUGAAUUAUAGAUUUGGCACCAGGGAUGAUGAUGAUGUUUUCCAUCCAUUGCCACUAGAUGAACAAAGAAGGCAAGUGUUUUCCCUCAGUGACCAGAAGGACAUUGCUUUGGAGAUCAAAGUCACAAACUCACCGUCAGACCCCAGGAGCCCAACUAAAGAUGGAGAUGAUGCUCAUGAGGCUGUUCUAAUCGCAAGCUUUCCAGACACACUCUCCUACUCUGCCUUCCGAUCAUCUCAGGACAAGAACCUGGUCUGUGUGGCAAAUACGAAUGGAUCUAUGGCUGAAUGUGAACUGGGAAACCCCAUGAAGCGAGACGCUCAGGUUACAUUUUACCUGAUCCUAAGCACCUCUCUGAUCACCAUCGAAACCACCACUCUGCCAAUUAUUCUUCAGCUCACAACCAUAAGUGAACAGAGCAAUUUGAACCCUAUCACAGCCACUGCCCACGUGAUGAUCGUUCUACCACUUUCCCUCUCUGGAUCUGUUGCACCUAAUUAUGUCUCUUUUGGAGGUGAAAUUGUGGGAGAGAGUGCAAUAAAAGAAGAGGACGCCGUGGGAAGCAUUGUUGAUUAUGAAUUAGUGGUGCUGAACACGGGAAAACCUUUGAAAGCCUUGAGCUCUGCUUUCCUGAAUAUCCGAUGGCCUCACGAGAUCAGCAAUGGCAAGUGGCUGCUGUACCCAAUGAGGAUAGAAUUUAACGGCAAUGAGAAUACGCAGUGCUCUCCAUCCCAGGCCAUCAACCCUCUUGACUUGACAUUUAGCAACAGAAGCCAAGCAAAACCUCGUGCAGAACGGCUGCAGGGAGACGGUGGAGGCCAGCGACAAAUGGUUGCUCACCAGACAGGAACAAAGAAGAGUCUGACCCUGGACUGUGAUCAGGGGACCGCUAACUGUGUUGUCUUCCAGUGUCCCCUGCAAACCCUGGACACAACCAAAGUGAAAGUAAGAGCACGACUGUGGAACAACACUUUUCUGGAGGAGUACGCAUCACUCAGUGAAAUACGUGUGGUCAUUCGCGCUGACAUUAGUGUGAAAUCAAGCAUUAAAAACCUUAAGGUGGAGAAGACUGCUGCACAGGUUACCUUGCCAGUAUAUCCGGAGAAGGCAGGUGUAGUAUAUGGAGAAACACCUUGGUUGAUUAUACUGAUUGCUGUCCUAGCAGGAAUCCUGGUAUUGGCUCUGCUUGUUUUUCUCCUUUGGAAGUGCGGAUUUUUUAAGCGUUCCCGUUACAUCGAUACCGUCCCUCAGUACCACGCCGUGCGGAUAGGAAAAGAGGAGCGACAGCUACACGUUGAUGAAAAAAAGACACAAUAUCAGAAGGAAUGGAUGACUCACUGGAUUGACAGUGACGGCUACUCAUGAACCUUAUUUAUUUUUAUAUACUUUAAUAAGCAGCUUAAAACAAUGCCCUCCCCAACCUCACAAAUCCCAACAAACAUGUAUGUUUCUGAUUAUAGCACCUACCAGCUGCACUGAAAACGAACAAGGUGACACUCUGAGACAGUGAGAGCGGCAAACUUGAACCCUGAAUCUAGAGCAGAUGCUUGACUACUUUUUGUUGGCGAUGCUUCCACAAUCUCAUUGUGCAUCACAAUGGUGCUUACCACUGCUGAAUUAGAAGACUUGAUGUCAUCCUUAUUAGUUUUUUUUACAUACUGUAGGUAGUAAGCACCCACCCCUCUGUCAGUGCCCACCUCCUUACCCCAACCUAAAUCAUGUUACCUGUUGUUAUGCCACUGCGGUAUCCUGGUUCAGAUGCCCAACAAAAUAUUCUGUGACUUGGUUUCCAGAGUUGAGUGUGAGGAGAAGAAAGCAGAAAAACCACCAGAUCCUCCUCAGGUGUGACUAAAACAGGACAUGUUGACUGCCCAUUUAUCUCUCAUUCAGAGCUCAUUUAACUGGCUGUAUGAUGUUCUUAGUUGAUGACUUCCCUUUCGAUUUGUUUCCAGGGCAAGAAAAUAGUGUUUUGCUUUUCAAGCUCUCUCCAGCCAGUCUGAUGCAGACUGUCCAUGACACAACAAACAAAAUGCCAAAAGUGAAGGGAUAACACGGAACUGGGAUUUGAGGUGAUGAAAUCACUUAAUAUCACAUUAUAAUAUGAGAAGGGAAACUUAUAUUGAUGAGAUGCCUUGCACGUCCCCUGGACUUCCCAAAACAGUUCACAACUAAUUGAACUGUUUAUCUUUAAGUGGGAUUGCUGCUGUUAAGGGAAGAAAUGUGGCAGCCAAUUUUAGCACAGCAAGAUUCCACCAAAGAAAAUAAAGGUCAACCAUUUGGCCCAUUGGCCCAUGGAAGUAUUUUUGUGCCAUGACAAGCUUCCCUCCGCCCCGUCAGCACAAACUCCUCGUCUGAUUCUGUACCCUGUGCACUGUUUGAGCUGGGUCACCAAGACUACAACUGAUUUAUCAUACAGGUUGAGCCUCUUAAGUGCAUGAAUAAGGCCUUCAGUCUUGUCUUAAAAUGGCCAAGGCAACCACUUUGGCAGACAUGAGGCACUCAUUCUCUAAUAACUAAAGUAGACCAGAAACACAUGGCGUCACUUAGUGAAAUCAUGUUAUGUUUCAUUUCGUGACACCUUGUCAGAGUCAAGUCUGGCUUCAAUUGCAAAAUAACUCCUUCCAAACAAAGUAAGUGUCUAUUACUUUUUGUGAGAUUCAAAUUUGAUAUCUGUUUAGUCAUUCGUUUGGGUCUGAUAUUUUGAUCACAUGAAUCUGCCAGUAUAACUGUCUGGGUUAUCUCGUGGAACACUUUAUGAGGAUAAAUAGACAAUCAUGGGGAAGAGAUAAGUACCUUCAGCAAACCCACCCCACCCCCACAUUUUAAUGUUUCCCUUGCAAUAUUUUAAACCUGAGUCAUACCAGUUUUUUGAAACUGAAGCAAUCUGCCUCCAAGCUUUCUCUCCCCUACCUCUUUGUCUUUUUUCUGUCCCUGUCUAUUUUCACCUUCUCGCCCUCCCAAGCCCCACCGCUCUUUGUUUGGGACCUAUCAGUUUAGAAAUACAUCUCAGACAGAAUUCUGGGUACAAAACCAUACCUAAAGACUGCAUGGCACAAACAAAUGUUGCUUCAAAAUUGCUAUCACAUUGCGACCAAUGGAGUAAUAAUUGCCUAUAUCGGUCAAUUUUGUCUUAAUGUCUUAAGCCAUGAUCUUUUAGUUGCAUAGUUUAUGCUUUGCAAUUGAAAUAAUAGUAUCCAUCAUAACCCAUGAUUAGUGAUGUUAUCUUACACUGCAGUUGCAAAUAAACAAGGUGAGGUUUUUAGCAAAGAAUUGCCCGAAAAGGUCCGCUUUAGUCAUCAGAAUUAAUAGCUAGACCUGAGUCCAUUAGAUUUGUCAGGUUUAAUACCAUAAAACUGUUGCUGCUGGUUCGCUCCAGGAGCUGAUCUCAACUGCUGAAUUCAAGCACCUGUUCACUGUUUCACUAUAAAGUAGUACUUGGCAUGAAUUCUGCACUUACUCUUGCACUAGACAUAGCUGCCACUCUGUUGUUGGUAAAUACCUCUGAUGCUGAAUGCCAAGGACAGCCAACUGAUAUUAAUUCUAGACCUUCUCAGACAGAGCAGUCUCCUAGCUUACCCAUUCGAAAAUCAUUUCAAUGCUCCUAUCCUUGCUAGUUUCUUCCCCACAGUAUAAUCAGAUCAAUUCCAGUGCACUUUGAAAAAAGGCAUUGGUUAAGGUUUCAGGUUUCCCUGAACUAACAUUCUUCCCUGUCUAAGAUCUACUUUGAUGACCAUCAUUUCAUACCUUCAGGGGUAUAUAACACAUGUCAUGCUCCCUUUUUGUUUCAUUUUUGUUCCUUAGAGCAAUGAUGAGAUUAAGAAAUGUGCAAUGGAUGUGCAACAAACACCAAGCAGAGGUAUAAACCAAAAAUGAUGGAAACACUCACUGGGCCAGAGAGAUCCUUUGGAGAGAGUAAAAGAUUUGAUCUUUCAUGUCAACGGCCUUUCAAUGAUCAGAAGUAUUCUCUAUCCACAGAUGCUGCCUGACCAGUACAGUGUUUCCAACAUUUUUGGGUUUUUUUUUGUUUCAGAUUUCCAGCAUCUGCGGUGUUUUGCUUUUAGAUGCCCUCAACCAGUCCCACUGGAUAGUGCUUCUCAAAGAGAGCCAGGGCCUGUGGGCAGGCACUUCAAGUCAAGUACGUGUCAAUAACUUGCAUUGUCCUCAAACCUUGGAAAUAGCUAUGAGUGGGCUCUGUUGGUGGAUGGAAAAUGUGCAAACCCAACCUAGAAAUAUUUGAGAGUUCCUCUCCCAUUAAACAGGAUCAACCUGAUUUUGUUUGGGCUUCAAGCUCAAAUACUCCACUGUGGUAAUCAGAAACGUAUCAAUAUGCCUCCUGAUUUGCUUCAUUUUCUAUUGUCUGAAUGAAUCUGUGCACUUGAAUGUCUUGGCACAUUGAAUAUGAUUAAGAGACUUAUUCACAAAACAGGCCAACGAACAGGACCAGACUACAAGUUUGUCACCUUUAAUUUGGCAUUUUCUUUUCCAAGGUAUAUUCCAUGCUUCAGAAAUUGCCUCUUGGCGUCCCCUUUCUCCUGCAGAGAAUGUUAAUUCUGUGGGCAGGUAAUCCAGUUCCACCUCUCGUCAGGCCAAAAGCUCUCUGGCUGAUUAUUCUGGGAAAUGAGCAUUAAGGGGGAACCAGGGUGUAUUUUUUUUUCCCCAGUUGGCCACCAGCUUGUUUUGAGAUUCUCUGCUUCCCAGGCCAGGUUGUAGAAGGUGUUAUACUUCCUGCAACACAGUACCUUUUGCUGUUUCUCUGCAGUUUUCAAAGGUGACUCAGUGUGUCCUGAUGCAGAGGCCCUGAGAUAGAAUUGGUCUUCAAUGUUUGUACAAAGUAGGUCUGCUGUCAUCUACACUCCAUUAUUCUCUUCCGUUGCCUUUUUAAUAGCAAAAUUAAGCAGCUCCUCACAGCUCAGUUCCACUCCUUUUACCUUGACCAAUCUCAAUCUCAGACUACGAGAUGUGGAAUUGGCUAGAAUCCACGGGGUUGGGUGACGGUGGGGAUGGGGAGAAUGCUGAGGGUGAAGGGAAAAUUGGAGGGGGCUCCUAUUCUUCAAUGUUGUCCUGACACCAACUGUACAGAAGCCUCUGUGCCUGCAGGGUGUCUCAUAGCUUCAUGACUUUAUCCUGCAUUGGCUGGUAUUGCAUUUGACUGGUCCUGUUGACCUUGGGGCUGUAUUGUGAGUACAGACACUGAAUUACCAUCUACUGAAUCUUUAAAGAAAGUCAUUAUUGUGCAGCAACAAUAAUUAUUAGUGACCUGAAGUGACUUCAACACAGUUUACUGUAUGGUACAGUGUUAAAUCAAAUGUAUGCAUCAGUUGCAGAGUGUGCAUUAUCUGACAUUGCGCAAGAGUGAAGACUUGGUAGUGUCAGGUUGGUGUGCAAUGUUUCCCAGACUAUGAAGACGACCGGUGUGACUAUAUCAACAAGGACAGUGGCAACACCCCUUUUCAGUAACCCUUUAAUCUUUGUUUCAUGGUUAAGAUGUUCACACUUGUGUACAGUACUUUGAGAAAGCCACAUUCCACUGUCUUACCUUUUAGCCCUUCUCAGGAAAUAUGUUGUUCCAUGGCAAAGACAGGUGGCUAAACUUCAGGCUGCUAUCAACCUAAAGUGCCCAAAUGCUUAGUUUUCUUUGGACAUUACUGAAACACAAAAUGGACACAUUUAAUCUAGAACCAAUCCCACAGACGUGGGUUGGUAGGUUAAUUAUCCGCCAUAAAUUACCCUUAGUGUGCGAAUGGUAGAAUCUGGGAGGAGUUGAUAGGAACGGAGGGAGAAGAGGCUAAAGGGAUUGCACUGUGAGUCAGCAAUGACUUAGUGGACUGAAAUGGUGUCUUAUGUUUUAAAUAAAUAUGGAAUAUGGAGCAGGAUGUGAAAUAUGGAAUAAAUGACAUUUUCCUCCAACUAGCCCUUUCAGAUCAGCCGAGAUUGUAUUGAAUGGCAGAGCACACUUGUGGCUGAGUGCCUUAGUUCCUACGUUUCCUGUCUUGUCCCAUCUACGUUUUGUAAGGCAGAUGGCCUGAUUGGGAAUAGAACUCAGGCCGCUGGGUUGAAAGUGCAGCACACUACCACUGUGGAUUGUGUGGGAAUCCUGCAGACUGGAGUUGAUGUGCAGAUUCAAAAGCAAGUUUUACUUUCUUUUAGCCAAGAUGGACAAAAAACAGGCAAGGGCAAAAACAGGCAACCAGUCCAGCUCAAAAACGUAGCAAUCCACACACAAGUUCAGUAAUCCAAGAUCUUGAUGCACAAGAAAGAUCCAGAAAUGACAGGUAGUAAGCAGACGGAAAAAAAACACAGAAAAAAACCCCAAAAAGGGAAAAAAAAGCAUAUAUAUCAGAGGCUCUUGCUACUUACAAGAUCACACUGAAGACUGAGCAAAGAUAUAGGAAGCGGGGUUUGAAUACACACACGUUAUGUGCAUUCAAUGAUCAAUAACAAGAGAGUCCAAUCAGUCUGUAAAUACCCCUGGGGAACUGUGUCUGCCCCUGCUGACCAACCCCAGAAUAGACCAGAGUCCUAACAGGACCCCCUCCCCUAGGAACAGGUCCUGACUUUCCCCAGGGACAAUCAGGGUGGUGAUAAUGGAACUCCUGAAUGAGAUCAGGAUCCAAUACAUUCUGUGCCGAAACCCAAGAGCGUUCUUCAUGCUCAUAACUCUCCCAGUCCACUGGAUGCACCCAUGGGCCCCGCAAGAGUCCAGCAGGUGGUGGACCACGUAUACAGACUGACCAUCAAUGAGCCUUGAAUGGGGGGGGGUGUGGCUUGUAGCAGGAGCCAGCCGACUGGCAACCAUAGGCCUGAGAUGGGAAACAUGAAAGGUGGGGUUAAUCCAAAUUGAUCAGGGGAACAGGAGCAAACUAGAGUCAUGAUCCUGGAGCUCAAAACAAUGGGCUCAGGGUCCCCUUCUGGAACCGGAGGCUGGAACAGGCUGAACAGGACAAACUUGAACCUAUUGAAAAACAGAGCCCACCGGGUUUAGUCUUUUGACUUGCUGAAUGUACUCUGGGUUUUUGUGGUUGGUCUAAACAGUGAAGGGAUGCUGGCCCCAUGCAGCCAGUGACUCCACUCUUCCAAAGUUAAUUUGAUAGCCAAGAGUUCCCUGUUACCUACAAAGUUUCUUUCUGUGGGUGCAAGACAAUGAGAGUAGAAGGCAUGUGGAUGGAGCUUGUCAGAUGUCUGUUGAGACAACACUGCUCCAACACCUACAUCCACCUUAACUAUGGAAGGGAGAGUAGGAUCAAGGAGUUCCAGGGGUGGGGUAGUAGUGAAAUGCUUCCUGAGCUCCAAGAAGGCUCCUUCUGCUUCAGAAGUUCAGGUGAACUGGGUGGUGGCCUUUUUUUGGUCAGGGUAAUGAGAGGUGGUGCUAUAGAGCUAGAGUUAUGGAUGAAUCGUUGGUAAAACUUGGCAAAACCAAGGAAGCAUUGUACCUACAUGACAGAAGAGGGUUUGUCGCUAGUCCCUGAAUGUCUUGGUCUUCCUGAGAUCCAUCUGGAUUCUACCCUGGGGGAUGAUGAGCCCUACGAAGGAGAAUUCAGAUGCAUGGAAUUCACAUUUCUCUGAUUUCACAUAAGGCGGCUCAUGAGGAGGCACUGGACGAUUAGUCGAACGUGAUGAACAUGCUCAUGGAGUGACUUGGAGAACACCAGAAUAUCGUCAAGGUAGAUGAAAACAAAGCAGUUUAACAUGUUGCACAGGACAUCAUUGAUGAGGGCUUGGAACACAGCUAGAGCAUUACUAAGUACGAACAGCAUAACCAGGUACUCAGGGACCGGUAGGGAUGCUGAAUGCCAUCUUCCACUUGUCUCCUUCUCAGAUGUGGACCAGGUAAUAGGCAUUCUGGAGAUCCAACUCGGUGAAAACUGUGACUGCUUGGAGUAGCUCAAAUGCCAAUGACAUCGAUGGGAGGGGGUAAAGAUUCUUGGCAGUGUCUUUGUUCAGUCCAUGAUAGUCAAUACAGGGGUGAAGGCCUCUGUCCUUCUUCCCCACAACGCAAACAAAGGGGAAGUAGAUGGUCGGAUGAUACCAGCAGCGAGGGCCUCCUUAAUGUACUCCUCCAUUGCUACCGUCUUGGGACCAGAAAGAGAAUAUUCUACCUCAACGAGGGCAGGUACCAGGGAGUAGAUCAAUGGAGCAGUCAUAUUGGCAACGAGGAGGAAGGGUUGUGGCUCUUCUCUUACUGAAGACUUCCUUCAGGUCCUGGUACUCGGGAUAGCUCAGAACAACCAAAGGACUCGGGAGAUGUAGAAGGUGCUGUAGAGAAGAGGCAGGCCACAUGACCGUAGGGCCCCACUCAACUACAGUUCUUGUAGACUAGUCAAUGUGUGGGUUGUAGCAAGUUAACUAUGGGAAUCUUAGGAUAAUAGGGAAUUGGGGGAAUGGAUGGAAUGAAGUUGGGUUUCCUCAUGAUUAUUAAUAGAGAUGCACGGGGACAGUGAGGUGAUGAACACUGCCAUCACCCAGAGGUCUUCCACCUAGGGCAAUUACAGCCAUUGGGGACUGUAGACUCGUGAGAGGGUUGACAAGAUUCGUCGCAAGGGAAAUGUCCGUGAAACUAUCUGCUGCACCGGAGUCCACCAGGACUUGGAGGGCAUGCUGUUGGUCCUCCCAGGAUAUGGAGAUGGGAAGGAGGACACCAGUGACUGAGGUCUUGGGAGCGAAAGAGGACCCCAUCGCAGGCCUCCCUCCUCUGGAUGAGUUUGGACUUUUCCCAAUAGCUCAAGACAGGUUGAUCUAAAGAGGUCCUGUUUUCCACAAUAGAGGCAACACUUCACCCUCAUUCUACGGUUUCACUCAGCCUGAGCAAGUUGCGUUCCUUCUAAGCUCUUCCAAAGCGGUGGCCACUUGAGGGCUCUCUGGUGGAGGUAGUAGUUUCCAUACUGUGGUCUUGAGUGCAUUAGGAGCAGAAUGGCAUUCCCUCCAUCUCUCACAAAGGCGAUUGUCCAGUUGAAUGGAGAAGUCAAUCAGUGUCCAGAUUGCUCAGCGCAUCCCUGGACGCUAACUCAUCUUUGAUGGCGUCUGAGAGCCCAUGUUCAAAAGCAGCAAUAAAUGGUUCUCAGUUCCAUUGGCUCUUAGCAGCUAGGGUGCAGAAGGAGAUGGCAUAAUCAGUGACACUGAGGCUGCCCUGAGAGAGUUGAAGCAAUCGUUUGGCCUCUCCAACUCAUCCAUGAGGGGUGUGUAGGUGUGUACACCAGAGGCUCUUGCUACCUAAAUGCAACACAAAGAAGAAACCUUCGAUCAACAUCAGGGCUGGUGAUUCUAUCUGAACAGAGGGUUGAGGAGAUACAUGUCUAGGUGUUGUAAUUAGUUCAAGAUUUCUCCCAUCCCUCCCCUUCUGCCCUCCCUCAAAUUCUGAUUACAGCCUGCAUGCUCUGCCAGUAAUAAUUGUUUAGCAGAACAAGUACAACAUUGUCUAAUCUCCUAAGUGUUAAUCCACUGGAAGAUGAGGAGGUCUCAGCUAAUGUCAAGUUCAGCGGCAAGCAAAUGGUCACCUAAAACUGUCGUUGGCAAAGAAUCACAGGAUAGUUGACAGCUUAGUCCAUGUGUGUUUUGUAACUCUGUUUAUUGCCACUGGAUUCAAGGCAGGAUGGAGCUUAAAGGAAAAUGAAGAAAAUCUGCACAUGAAUUCAGUCAGUGGUAAGAGAUAUAGGGGCAAGUGUUUGUGUGGCAUACCUGCUUCAGGACUUGUAUACUCAGGAAUUUAGAAGGCUGAGAGGGGAUCUGAUUGAAACAUAUAAGAUUAUUAAGGGAUUGGACACGCUAGAGGUAGGAAGCAUGUUCCCGCUGAUGGGUGAGUCCAGAACCAGAGGCCACAGUUUAAGAAUAAGGGGUAGGCCAUUUAGAACGGAGUUGAGGAAAACUUUUUCACCCAGAGAGUGGUGGAUAUAUGGAAUGCUCUGCCCCAGAAGGCUGUGGAGGCCAAGUCUCUGGAUGCUUUCAAGAAAGAGAUGGAUAGAGCUCUUAAAGAUAGCGGAGUCAAGGUUAUGGGGAUAAGGCAGGAACUGGAUGCUGAUUGUGGAUGAUCAGCCAUGAUCACAGUGAAUGGCGGUGCUGGCUCGAAGGGCCGAAUGGUCUACUCCUGCACCUAUUGUCUAUUGCCUAUUGUUAGUGUAAUGCCAAAACAGCAGUAGAAGAAUCAGUCCCUGAUCGGCCCUCCCCAAACUGCUCCUUCUCUCCCUUAGCUUGUUUUUUUCCACAUAUAAUGCACUCAGUGGAGCCGACUGAUCUUUUUCAUUGCCUUAAAUGAUCAAAGGAACCUCCUCCCACAGCUUUCUGGGGUUUUCAUGAGACACUUCUCUGCCAAAGAACCAACUAUUCAACAAACAGGGGACUGGCAACAGUAUUUGCUGGCCAGGCAGUGUUUGUAUAGAGCAGAGGUGUUGUUCAAACAGGCAAAAGGGGUGUUAUCAGCGUCAGAGCACUAUAUGCCAAAUUAUUUGACACAGCUUUAUUCUGUCCAAUCCUGGAGACUUAGAAAAAGUAGAAAGGUUUUAGUUGCUGGUAUCACUGCAGUCAAAUGUUCCAUUCCAGCUUCUCUCAACCUUCCCAUCAUCCUCUGAAGGAUUCUAACUAAAAGGUGCAUUGUCAAUAAAUCAGUAAAGGACAUUUGUAGUAAGUAUCCAUUGGAGGUAAUUCUCAUGAGUGCCAUUUAAUUACCUCACCAAAUAUUGACUCCUCACCAACUCUGCUGCACUUAUUGGAGCUUAACAGUUACAGAUCCUAACCAACUGGUUGUGACCAGCAUUUGCAAUUAAUGAGUGCACUUGCUUUACCAUAUGCAGGGUGCAUUGUCUUUUAUUAUUUUUAGCAUUUAUGGGAACAUUCACUAAUCCAAGCUGCUAGUAAGGAGGGGAUACAGUCAAAAAUUUGGUCCUGUAGAUGUUGUAAUAUUUUUAAUUUGUGCUUCCUUUGAACACAACUGCCUGUAGGAAAUAUACAUAGUCAAAUACCUAAUAAUGCCAACAAAAUUCAAGUCAUUGGAACUUAUUUUUGCACUCUGGCCCUCCAACUCUGUUGCUUCUUCUUUAGCCUUUGGAAAUGCCCUGGUAUCACUACAAGUUCAUUGCUGGACGAGUCCCUUCUGUCUUUGGGUGGCACAGUACCCAAGGGGAAUUAGAAGGCAAUGGAUUUUAAUUUAGACUGAAGCAAUGGUGAAGGGUCAGACUGAGGUAAAUCAAGGAGUAGUGGUUGACUGAUAACCAACUUGGAAUUUCACAGCCCACGAGAACAAUUGAUUGACAGGUAGGGUACCCGCUGCAGUCGGGUCCCAGAUGAAGCUGGGCUGGCAUGACCAAACCUUAGCCUUCACAGAAUGAGGUGAAAGAAAGGCAAGUAAAUUAGAAGCAAUCCCACUGAACAUCAAGCCAUGUAACUCAUGAGUACAUGCCUAAAAGGAAUGAUAUUUUAUGUUCCUUACAUCACAAAUUGGUUUACUGAUAAUAAAUCAUUGGUUACAAAUUAUUUCCUGAUUGCAUUUCCUUGAAAAAUUAGUUAACAGCAAAUGUCUGUAACUGUUCUACCCUAUAUUUUUGUGCCUUAACUUACCUGCUUCAAUGCUCCCUUUUGUUAUACACUUUGCAUCUAAUGUGUUUAAAUAUAGACUUUUUUCUUUAACAGUUGAUGUUCAGUACACUUUAUAUGCCUGGUGAUUGACCAGUACCUACCUUUAACCUGAUUUCUUCAUUAGACUGUAUGGUUGGGUUAGAAGAGGUAAAAUGAUUGGUUCUGUCACACCAAUCCAAUGUUACUGCUCUUUGAUCAUCUCUCCUGGAGAUUUGCUAAGAGUGCCAUAACAGACCCCCACUCCCCAUACUCUAAUUUUUUUCGAUGGCCUGGCCUCUACACAUAGGCCAUUGGUGCAAUAUGGUGCUGAUUUCUCAAACUGGUGUGCUUCAUAUCAGAAAUUACUUUGUGAGGACUAAAGUUCAACCACAAGCCAACAGAUUCCCAAGAAAAGAUUAGAAAGGGAAGAGGGAAGGGGAAAAGAGAUCUCAGUGCAUUUCAUCAAAAUUUCCAUGCAUAAAUUAUUGCUGAUUUUCUCUACCGCCCCCAGUGAGUGAACAUGGUCAAAGCAAACAGCCGGGGAAUGAAUAUUAGGAUAUACACUGAUUGUGCAUCCACACUGGUCGAUCACUAGUCAUGACCUUUCACCUGAAUAUUUUGAUGUCAAGUGAUAAUGUAUCCACGUCCAAAUACAACUGUCAAAUAUUAAUAUAGCUCAGAUAAUCAAAGUGCUCCAUUUUUAAAAAAUAUGGUUGUAUAUAAAUCUAUAUUUGGGUGUGGUUGCUUUGUACAUUUUGUUAACAAAUUUCAUUUCUUUAUUGAAUGUUUGUCAAGCAGUUUACUUAUUUAAUGUUCAAUUCUCAGAAGUAAUAAAAGUUGGAA